Molecule: messenger RNA, 2585 nt
Organism: Pterocles gutturalis (yellow-throated sandgrouse)
Lineage: Eukaryota; Metazoa; Chordata; Aves; Pterocliformes; Pteroclidae
Product: receptor tyrosine-protein kinase erbB-4-like
Exons: 7
Biological process (GO): positive regulation of cell population proliferation; multicellular organism development; cell surface receptor protein tyrosine kinase signaling pathway
Cellular component (GO): signaling receptor complex; basal plasma membrane
Molecular function (GO): ATP binding; epidermal growth factor receptor binding; transmembrane receptor protein tyrosine kinase activity
Source: RefSeq, a predicted model, not a curated record
GGAAUGAUGUACCUGGAAGAGAGGAGACUUGUCCACCGGGACCUGGCAGCCCGUAAUGUCUUGGUGAAAUCACCAAACCAUGUGAAGAUCACUGACUUUGGCUUGGCCAGACUUUUGGAAGGUGAUGAGAAGGAGUAUAAUGCUGAUGGAGGGAAGAUGCCAAUUAAGUGGAUGGCUCUGGAGUGCAUACACUACAGGAAAUUUACGCAUCAGAGUGAUGUUUGGAGCUAUGGAGUCACUAUUUGGGAGCUUAUGACCUUUGGUGGGAAGCCGUACGAUGGAAUCCCAACUCGAGAGAUCCCCGACCUCUUGGAGAAGGGAGAGCGGUUACCCCAGCCUCCAAUCUGCACUAUUGAUGUUUAUAUGGUGAUGGUGAAGUGCUGGAUGAUUGAUGCUGACAGUCGGCCGAAAUUCAAGGAGCUGGCUGCUGAAUUCUCUAGAAUGGCUCGAGACCCUCAGAGAUACCUAGUAAUUCAGGGAGACGAUCGUAUGAAGCUCCCAAGCCCAAAUGACAGCAAGUUCUUCCAAAACCUUCUUGAUGAGGAAGACCUGGAAGAUAUGAUGGAUGCUGAAGAGUAUCUUGUUCCUCAAGCCUUCAACAUCCCUCCUCCCAUCUACACCUCCAGGACAAGAAUUGAUUCCAACAGGAACCAGUUUGUGUAUAGAGACGGUGGCUAUGCUGCAGAAGUGCCAAUGCCGUACAGAGCUCCUGGCUGCAUCAUACCAGAAGCCCCAGUUGCUCAAGGGGCCACAGCAGAGAUCUUUGAAGAUACUUGCUGCAAUGGCACACUACGAAAACAAGUGUCAACCCUGGCAAAAGAGGACAGCAGCACCCAGAGGUACAGCGCCGAUCCCACAGUCUUCAUACCUGAGCGGGUUGUCAGGGGAGAGCUGGAUGAGGACGGGUACAUGACGCCGAUGCGAGACAAACCUAAAACAGAUUACCUAAACCCAGUGGAAGAGAACCCAUUUGUCUCUCGACGAAAGAAUGGAGAUCUCCAAGCUGUGGACAACCCAGAGUAUCACAACGCUGUGAACGGGCAGCCCAAAGCAGAGGAUGAGUAUGUGAAUGAGCCAUUGUACCUCAACACUUUUGCAAACACCUUGGAAAAUGCCGAGUACCUGAAGAACAAUUUGCCGGAGAAAGCCAAGAAGGCCUUUGACAACCCAGACUACUGGAAUCACAGCCUGCCCCCACGAAGCACCCUCCAGCACCCGGACUACCUGCAAGAGUACAGCACAAAAUACUUUUACAAACAGAACGGACGGAUCCGGCCCAUCGUGGCAGAGAAUCCUGAAUACCUCUCUGAGUUCUCCCUGAAACCUGGCACUGUGCUGCCCCCGCCGCCCUACAGACACCGAAAUACAGUGGUGUAGUGGCCGCAGUCUUACAGAAGUGGAAAGGCAACCCCUUCUAGCUGCCUCACUCUUUCUCUCUCACUCUCCUUUUCUCUCUCUCCCCUCCUUCCCUCCCUCCCUUUCUUUCUCCCAUGAGCUUCCUCUUCUUGCCAGUUCACUCAUUUUUGAUAUUUCCAAGUGAAAGGAUGGCUUGGAGUCAUUUGCAGAUUGGGUUGGGAACCUGGAAGGAAGGAAAGAGACUGAAAGAAGGCGUGUACAACGUGGCGUUUCUCACUUUCCGCAGAUCUGGAGGGUCGGACGGUCGGAGAAGCCAGACAGUACCAGUAAAGGCCAGUGGCAGUGUUGCCUGCUGUCGAGCUAGUUCUUAGUGAUUCAACCCUCACACUGUAGGGAGAGCCACAGAGAGGCUGUUUCUUUCCGCAGGAAUUGAUGAGAGUCUGCACAGCAUUCCUGGAAAUCUCAGUGCAGUUUCCAUUAGGGGGGAAAAUGGACAAUUUUUAUAUCAUGUGUGAUAGCAUAGUAAUUGAGAUUGAGAAUCCAAUUUCUUUCUCUAACAUUUUCUAUCCCAGCAAUGGAAAAUGGCUAACUUAGAUUUCAUUAUCGUUCAGAUCCUCCUCAUGGCUCUCCAAGAAAUUAUGAUGUGACUCUAAUGUAUGGCUAAACCCUUCUUCUGAGCCACACCAUGAUUUUGUGCCAAUUCCUAACCACAGAGACUCCAGCUCAGAACUGGUAAACGACAUGACCAUUUUUGUAUAUGUGCCAACAUGACAAACACUUUAAACACAAAAACCUGUUCAGAAGAGAGUAACAAAACCACACUUCCAACAUGUUCUUUUUGAAGCUAAAAGACAGGCCCAUAAACCAAGAUUUGUAUGCAAAAAGCUUUGCUUUCCUGUUUUAUACCUGCUGACUAGACACAUAAAAAAACCCAAACAAAUUCUUCCCUCUUUCUUCUUCAUGAUCGUGAAGGGAGUUGGGGAUGCUGUCAGGCAACACUGAGGACAAGAUGGAGAACUGGAGAGUUUGAGAUGGGUUAUGAAGUCCACUGGUGUUCUGUGGGGUGGUGGUGGGAAGGGUCCUUUAAACUGGAAGACAGACACUGGACUGGAGAAAACGCACAUAGCAGUUCACUGGAAAGUUAGUUUGCACUUAAGCUCUGAUUUCAUUUGAACUGUUUUCUGGAUUUUGAAUGAAGCAAUAUGGAAGUGACCAGCAAAAUACAAAAU